AUGGACGCUCAGGAGUUGAGACAGAGACUCAACGAUCUGAAAGAUCUGGCCGACUUCCGUCCAAUCGAGCACAGCGCCCAGAACAAAGAGAAUGGACCAGAGAGUCAUGAAGAUUCUCGCUUUGAAGAUCCAGGCAUGAAGACGGUGCUCGAAAAGUAUGUGCCUCGCUUUGAGGCUACAUGGUCCGAAAGGCAAGAUGCCUGGGACGGAAAGUUGAAUUUGAGCAACUAUGUCAAAUUGUCCAGACAGCACAAGACGGAUCUCAACACAGACCACCUUUGCUGGUUGACCGUGCAGGCCAACCUUGUCCCUGGUCGCGACAAAGACAUCAUACUCAACAUCCCGGUAUUUUGGUUCAUGCAGUUCUACCCAUGGUGUCUAAGACCAUACAAGGAAACAUACCGCCUGUUUGUCGGUCACCUGGCCACAUACAAAGAUGAGUGCGAAGCUUGGCACGAGCCGCUCAACAUAAUCUUCGAGCUCAACAACAUGAAGAUGAACGACAAAGAAACUACCGAAGCCGUGGCCAGGUGGCAAGAUGCUCACAUCCUCGCUGUUGCCAAAGUUCUGGCUCGCUUUUUGGGACUUGUGUGCGACCGUCAUCCUGAGGAUGAUCACAAGCUCUAUCGAAUUCAUGGAGGUUGGAAGAAGUUUCCUUUCGCCGAUCGUGAGGAAGAUCGCGACGAAAAUCCAUACCAGAAGUUCACCGCCUUCCUCAACAGUGGAGACCAAGGUGAACUAAGCGAUGGAGAUGACGAGGGAGUCGACGAAGACGAGACAGGAUACUUCAAUGGAAUCGAUGACGACAAGCCCACGCCUGAGGAGCUUGCAGCAGCGAACAACGACCCUGCUAAAAGAUACACAGUUGACAAGGCGUCCUCAUCCAUCUAUGCUUUAACAUCAACGAAUGACCGUACCGCCCCAACUUUCAUCCUCAAACGUGAUAUCAGACACUCUGUUGUAUCAUUUCGGGGAGUAGUUACGAGUUGA
Molecule: messenger RNA, 990 nt
Organism: Aureobasidium namibiae CBS 147.97
Lineage: Eukaryota; Fungi; Ascomycota; Dothideomycetes; Dothideales; Saccotheciaceae
Exons: 3
Coding region: 1-990 (329 amino acids)
Source: RefSeq, a predicted model, not a curated record